Engraulis encrasicolus (European anchovy) is the source of this 1986-nucleotide messenger RNA. It is a transcript of the gene cry5, whose product is annotated as cryptochrome circadian regulator 5. The record is from RefSeq and is a predicted model, not a curated record. Gene Ontology annotation, biological process: circadian regulation of gene expression; entrainment of circadian clock by photoperiod. Gene Ontology annotation, cellular component: cytoplasm; nucleus. NCBI's taxonomy places the organism in Eukaryota, Metazoa, Chordata, Actinopteri, Clupeiformes, Engraulidae. Bases 180 to 1751 code for a protein of 523 amino acids. Gene Ontology annotation, molecular function: FAD binding; deoxyribodipyrimidine photo-lyase activity; DNA binding. The transcript is spliced from 11 exons.
GUUGCCACACGUGUUAUAAACAUACACAUUUUGUAACAUCGUCGCUACUACAAAUUCGUGAGUUACAAAAUAGCAAUUUACUACUCGCCGCGAAGGAGAACGAACGAGGAGAUCAGAGGUGUCCUAACAAAUAUCCUACCAUUGCCCUUUGAAGACCCUACUGAACCAGUUCUUCUGCCAUGACUCAGAACUGCAUUCACUGGUUCCGGAAAGGGCUGCGGCUGCACGACAACCCGGCCCUGGUUGCAGCCCUGCGGGAGUGCAAGCAGCUGUACCCCAUAUACAUCCUGGACCCCUGGUAUCCCAACAACACCAAGAUGGGUAUCAACCGUUGGAGGUUUCUGCUCGGGGCACUCAAAGACUUGGACUGCAGCUUGAGGAAACUGAACUCCAGGCUCUUCGUGGUGCGGGGAAAGCCAAGUGAGGUGCUCCCUAAACUCUUCCAGAAAUGGAAGAUCACACGUCUGACUUUCGAAGUGGACACGGAGCCUUACAGCCUGCAAAGGGACAAAGAGGUCCAGAAGCUAGCAGAGGAGCAUGGCGUAGAAGUUAUCCCGAAGAUAUCUCACUCUCUUUACAACCUGGAGAGAAUCAUAGAUGAGAACAACGGGAAGGCUCCACUCACCUAUGUCCGCUUCCAGACUGUUCUGAAGAGCAUAGGACCACCCAAGCGCCCAGUACCUGCACCCACACAGGAAAACAUGGAAGGAGUGUCCACUCCAUGUACAGAGCAGGAGGGCAGCAAGUACAGCAUCCCCACUCUGGAGGAGGUGGGGCAGGACCCUCAGUUGGCCCAUACUGAGGUCUUCCCCGGUGGAGAGCAGGAGGCUCUCAGGAGACUGGACAAAUACAUGGACAAACCCGCAUGGGUGUGUGGUUUUGAGAAGCCACAGACCUCUCCUAACGCCCUGUCUCCCAGUACCACUGUGCUCAGUCCCUACCUCACAAUCGGGUGCCUCUCCCCCCGCCUCUUCUGGUGGAGAAUCCACGAUGUCUAUCAAGGAAAGAGACACUCGCAGCCGCCAGUGUCCUUGCAUGGGCAGCUCUUAUGGAGAGAGUUCUACUACGCCGCCGCACUGGAUACACCCAAUUUUAACAAGAUGGAGGGCAACCCAGUGUGCACACAGGUGGACUGGGACUCCAACCCUGAACAUUUGGCAGCAUGGAGAGAGGCUCGUACUGGGUUCCCCUUUGUGGAUGCCAUCAUGACGCAGCUGCGGCAGGAGGGCUGGAUCCAUCACCUGGCCAGACAUAUGGUGGCCUGCUUCCUCACACGCGGAGACCUCUGGACCAGCUGGGAGGAAGGCCAGAAGGUGUUUGAGGAGCUGUUGCUGGAUGCUGACUGGGCUCUGAAUGCCGGCAACUGGAUGUGGCUGUCUGCAAGUGCCUUCUUCCACCAGUACUUUAGGGUCUACUCACCAAUCGCCUUCGGCAAGAAGACAGACAAGCGAGGAGAGUACAUCAAGAAGUAUCUACCGCUUCUGAAGAAAUUCCCAGAGCAGUACAUAUAUGAACCAUGGAAAGCACCGCGCAGCGUCCAGGAGCAGGCAGGGUGCAUCGUGGGAAAGGACUACCCCAGGCCCAUCGUGGAACACGAGGUCAUCAGCAAGAAGAACAUCCAGCGCAUGAAGGCAGCUUACGCCAAACGCUCCCCACAAACAGACAAAUCUCCAACCAAAGAAAAGGGUGCGAAGCACAAAGGAGGAUCGAUCAAAGACAUGCUGACCAAGAAAAAGAAGACAUCUACAUGACAAGUACACCGAUCCAGCACAUACAUUUAUUGAUUUUAACCAAGACUCAACUCUAUAUUUCCAUUGUUUACAUGUCCAUAUGCAUACAUGCAAGUGCUUUGUUAGCAUUUAUAGAAUAAUGCCUUUCUGUCUGUUACAAAAAGACUGUCUUGUUUAAUCCUCAGGAAUAUUUUCUAUGUUUUAUGGUGUUUUUUAUUAUUAUUAAACUGAUGCUACACCUGUCUCAAUAAUACAA